Molecule: messenger RNA, 1755 nt
Organism: Mesocricetus auratus (golden hamster)
Lineage: Eukaryota; Metazoa; Chordata; Mammalia; Rodentia; Cricetidae
Gene: Tnfrsf9
Product: TNF receptor superfamily member 9
Exons: 8
Coding region: 802-1581 (259 amino acids)
Biological process (GO): regulation of cell population proliferation
Cellular component (GO): external side of plasma membrane
Molecular function (GO): signaling receptor activity; cytokine binding
Source: RefSeq, a predicted model, not a curated record
CUCCCUCCUCCUUCCCUCUCCCCUCCAUAUUCUCCUCCUCGUCCUUCACCCUUCCCCUUCUUGUCUUCUCCUUUUCUUUCACUCAAUUUAAUGUUUUUCUAAAAAUCGCCGCGGAUCCUCACUUUGCCAGCAAGAUCAUCUAGUGCCCGGGAACGCCCCACUUCCUUCCCUCCACCCCGCCCUACGGUUCCCCUUCCUCCCCAGUCUCAGGACGCAGCACAGCACCUCCUGCUGACCACAGCCAGAGCGAGCCCUCGCGUUUGCACGCGGGCAUCCUAACCACAGACAGGGGUGAGACCGAUCCCCGGGUCCCUCAGAGCGGGGAGCCGUGCUCUCCACGGCCCAGCUCCACUCUGGAUUUAAGAGGCACGUCUUUCUGUUUCUAUGGUUUAGGAGACCGGCUUUGUGGCAAAAGCACCCUUUAGUUUGGGCUCACCCCUGAAGUCUCCAGAAUUUUAAGGACACAUCAAAAAGCUUUGGCAUGCAUAAAGGGCUAUGUUAAGUGACCAAGUCUUUUCCCUAAAAUUGGUUAGGAAAUAUCCUAAGGGUAGACAGCUGAUUCCAAGAAACCCUUUAAAGUGACAUUAUCAAGUGGCUACCGGGGCGCUGGGGAUUUUGAGAGCAGCGAGGGUGAGCCACCCCCCAGAGCUGGCUGCGUGGGGAUUUCCCAGGAGGCUCCGCUCAGUUGAGUCACAAGUUCUGUGUUUGACCUGUGGUCUUCGGGAGCGAGCUGCAGAACAUCACUGAGCUUCUGGAGGAGCAGAAGGUUUUUUGCUGCCCUGAGAUCACAGUGUCGUGCGCAUGCGAGACUUUGUCAUGGGGAAUAGCUGUUACAGUGUGGUGGUAACUGUGCUGUUGGUGGUGGGCGCUGAAAAGCCUAGAGCCCUGCGGGAUUCCUGUGACAGGUGUGAAGCCGGUACCUUCUGCAAGAAAGACACUCCGGUUUGUUCCAGGUGUCCGGCAAGCACCUACUCCAGCAAGAGUGGACAGCUUUACUGCAACAUCUGCAGAGUGUGCGAAGGUUAUUUCAGGUUCAAGAAGCUUUGCUCCCCGACCAGUGACGCAGAGUGUGAGUGCAUCGAGGGACUCCACUGCCUGGGACCAAAGUGUGCCUGGUGUGAAAAGGAUUGCAAGCCGGGUCAAGAGUUAACAGAGCAGGGUUGUAAAAACUGUGGCUUUGGGACAUUUAACGAUAAGAACGGUCAUGGCGCCUGUCGGCCCUGGACAAAUUGCUCUCUGGAAGGAAAACUUGUGCUGAAGGAGGGGACCUCGGAGGCAGAUGUGGUCUGCGCGCUUGCUUCAGUCGGCUCCUCUCCAGGUGCUCCGACCACCGCCACGCCUGCCCGGUUGAGAAAACCAGAAGAAGGGCACCCCUGGCAGUUCCUCACCCUGUUCCUGGCACUGACGUCGGCCAUGCUGCUGCUGUUCCUGAUCCUCAUCGUCCUCAGGCUCUUGGCGGUCAAACGGGGCAGAAAGAGAUUGCCCUACCUGUUCAAGCAACCAUUUAAGACGGCUCAAGAGGAAGAUGCCUGCAGCUGCCGAUUUCCAGAGGAAGAAGAAGGAGGAGGCUAUGAGCUGUGAUGUGGCAGCGCAGGAGAUGUGGGGGGUCCCUCAGGAGCAGUGAGGAGCAGCACAAGGACCCCGCUGUGCUGUUCUCAAACAUCCUAGACAAUGUGUAGACAAGCACCCCGCCCAAACCCCUUCUAAUGCUAAUGUAUUUGUCCUCACUAUUUUAAAAUUAUUUUUAUUUUUAAA